Molecule: messenger RNA, 2470 nt
Organism: Physcomitrium patens
Lineage: Eukaryota; Viridiplantae; Streptophyta; Bryopsida; Funariales; Funariaceae
Source: RefSeq, a predicted model, not a curated record
AACAUGCGUCAUGUAACAAAAUGCAGCAAUUGUGAUCUUUCGGUUCGCGUUUGGAGGUCAAUCGUCUACUCCAACCUUUUCGGUUACAAAUACGUUCUGUGGAGACCAAAAUGACCUAACCCGCCCGGGAUUGAUUCCUGCAGAACCUUCCCCGACCUCUCAGCUUGCUGGUUCUAGUCUAUCAGUAAUGUCUGUGAGGAGCGUGCUGUGGUGCAACGCCAAGUCUGCUGCAGGAGUCGCUGUUGGAGCGGCGUGAUUUUCAUUUCAUGGUAGCGACGCCCACAAUUAAAAUCUAGUUCUGAAAUGAGAUUUACUCCUGCAGGUACUGGAACUGUGGGGUUUGAAAGUAGACCCUGACUUGCACAUACUUCUUUAUGCACCAUUUCCUACAGCGACUUUGCUCGAGCGGCUGAAUUCUUUGAAAGCAGCCUCCUCCAAGUUUCGACGUUGUCGAAAUGCCGAUCACAGUAGACGAGAGUGAGCAGAAGUCGAGUAACAUACUGGUGCGCUUGUUGGUGCGACACUGGACUGUAAAGCCAAAUGAGAAGACGGCAGCUCGAGAAGAGCGAGAGAAGUAUCUCUUUCUUUACUGGAAAGCAGUUCCGUUUAACAGAUGGAUGCUUUUCAUUUCCUCCUUUCUAAUCCAAUUCUGCUGCGGAUCGCUCUACUCGUGGUCUAACUUCAAUGCCCCUAUCGACAUCCUCAUCUAUGGAACCAAAACGGCUAAUAAAGCACCGAACACUUUCUACAUUGCCGUCGGCAUGUUCGGGACAACUGCCAUGAUCAUGGGACCAUGGCUGGAGCGUCAUGGACCGCGCAGAGGAUUGCUGCUUGGAUCCACCGUGUUUGGAAUUGGCCAAGGCAUCGCCGCGCUCUCGCUUUACAAGAAGUCCAUUGCCGGUGUGUACGUCGGGUAUGGUGUACUUGGAGGUUUCGGGCUUGGGUUGAACUACAUCUCUCCUGUAUCUGCGCUGCAGAAAUAUUUCCCCGACUACAGGGGCGUUGCCUCAGGUUUCGCCGUCGCGGGAUUUGGUGCUGGAUCUAUAGUAUGGAGUAAAGUCUACCUCCCUCUCAUCGAUCGGUACCACUUAGCUGAAACGUUUGCGAUCCUCGGCGCGGUUCUUACUGGGGCCAUGUUAUUCGCUGCAAUAUUCAUGCGCACGCCUCCGAACGACUUCACUGCUGGUGGGUUGAACGUCCGCGGGGAGAAAGUAAGUCAGAAGGAUAUUGAACUUGACAAAGUUCUCGAGGAGGGCAAUGUCAAAGACUUAGAACAAAACAAGUCUUUGGCUCCUGUAGUCGGGGCUCCCAUAGUCAUGACACUGAUCCAGUCUAUCUUCUCUCCGGAUUUCUUCUUCAUGUAUCUCAUGUUCUUUGCCAACCAGCUCUUUGGUCUCGUCGCUCUUUCUCGCCUUGCCAACAUGGCACAGGAUUUAUUUGGCCAGACGAGAUCGGAAGCAGCAAACGUAGUCUCCAUCAAUGGCGUCUUCAAUUGCCUGGGCAGACUCCUUCUUCCUAUGUCUGCCGACCUGGCCAUCAAAACGUUGAGAGUGAACCCCCCGUUCGCUCGCAAGCUCAUCUUUUAUUUCAAUCUAACGAUCCAGGUCGUUAUCGUUGCCGUUCUCCCAAGCCUAAUCAAAUCCAACAACUAUGGCGGAUUCCGCGCUGUCAUGUGGCUGCUUACCUUUGCCUACGGUGGUGGAUUCGGCACCAUUCCGUGUUUCCUGACGGAUAUGUUUGGGCCUUACAACAUCGGUGCACUUCACGGCAUGAUCUUGACCGCAUGGUCAAUUGGCGGAGUCGGUGGAGGGCUGGGAUUCACCUCCAUCUUCGACAGACAUAAGCCUUCUACACAAAAUGCGUCCGUUCCUGGUGCUUUCGACAAAGCUUACGAAUCCAAUUUCAAAUGGAUUCUUGGAGUGCUCAUUUUCGGCCUUGUCAUGCUCUUCUUUGUUCGCACUGAUCUCCUUGAUCGAAUGUCCUCAGGGUGGCGGUACAGCAUUUUCGGGAAGAAGAUUGUGCAUUUGAAGCGGAAGGAGGUACCUGAUAGUGGCAAAGUAAUCGACCACCAGAAUGGUACCUCACCCAAAUUGUGAGUGUAAAUGAGGGUUAAUGUCGAUCCGUAGGGUAGAGCUUAACGUCCAUGUUUGUUGAUUUAGCUAAGACAGCACUUACACAUACUGUACAUUCUUGGUAGUUUCUGGAAUAAUCAAGAGUCUUCUUUGAGACGGUCACCAUAUAUUAUGGCCUGCGAAGUAGAAGCUUACGGAACAAUUGGUGAAAAAUGUUCUGAGUAGAGAAAUAUGUGAGAUCUGUACCUAGGAUUUUGGAUAUAAAGUUUAGAAAACGAAUGAUGCCUACUAGCUUUCAUCAGGAGUUCAUGGGUACCAGAACAAAACUGGGACAACUUUGGAAUCUGCGUAGGAUAACUUGUACAAAGUUCAACGAAAGGCACAAGAAUCUUAUCGAA